AUGGAAGCGGCUGACUCUGGAGCCAGGCAAAGCCGUCACUCUGCCACCAAUUCAGAACAUCAACUCCACCAUCCACCUCAACCCGAUCAGCCAUAUUCAGAUCAUCGUCGUCAUCACUCCUACUCGCGGGAUAUUCUCGACAGGUCGUCAUAUCGAGAACCUCCCGCCAUGGCAACGGCAACGCUCAUCGCCCCGUCCGCCCAUUAUCCAACGCAACCGCCUUUCUCUAGCUAUUCGCAAUCGAACUCGAGUGCCGCCAGUAUAUCCAACAUGAUUUCUUCUGUUGAACCUCGAAAACAAACAGACGACCAAGAGCCGCCAAAUCGUCAAUCACUUCCGUCCAUCUCGGAAGUCAUUCAGGGCACCAAACCUGGACCAUAUCCUGUCCCACAUGCGCCUGGUCUUCAGUCUGCCUCGAGUCUGCCAUCACCCUUUGCACCAGGUCCUCGAUCUUUCCCUGAACCCGAGAAGCGUUCUUCUCCUCAGCCUCUUCACCCGACAUCAUCUUUUCCUCGACAAGACGGUCUACCUGCGUUCUCGGACUCGCCUCGCCCACACUUCAGCAGUCGCCCAUCACUCCCUCCUGUCUCUGAUCGUCGGCAGAGCCCUCCAGCCAAGCCUGAUCUACCUCCUCAGCAUCACCACCUCGAGCAGAAGCAUCCUGAACCCCAUCACCCUCUUAAUGGCGUUUAUUCGCAUCCUCCUCCGCCGCCUCCCCCGGCACCUGUCGGAUACCAGUCUAGCCAAUUGCCUCCUGGGCAGAUGCCUCUACCCGCGUAUCCUAUCUCUCCAAGACACGCAAUGCCACCGCCCGCCCCUGGGCCAUACGACCCCCGAGCACCUCCACCACACGCAGAGGAGUCUGAAUAUGCUGCCCGAGCUAGGUAUGAAGCAACGGUUGACAGGCACUUCGAGAGCUGGAGCUAUCAAGACUCACUGAGCCGAAUCGGCUCAUCAUCUCGCACCAUCUUCAAUUUUGCCGAAGCGUACAGCAGAAUUGCUCAAGAGCAACACGGCGCUCACCCCAUUCCGGCUAGACUACCUACAGAACGCGAAGUCAGCGAUAUGCUCAGCAACAUUGAGCUUGUCAAACGUUCUUUAGAACAAGUUCGAGACUUGGUACAAACCUCAAUCCAGAACGAGCGGGCUCGAGAAGGAGCCAAGAUGAAGGGUCCUUACGAGGAAGAGCACGAUGUAAACAUGUAUGGCGAUGGAAUGAAGCCACAAUAUGGCAUUACAGAAGUUAAAAAGAGACGCGGAGUAAGUCAGGAUGAUCCAACAGGUGAAGAAAAGAGGCUAACAAAAAUCAGCGUGCUGCUCCCCCAGGACGAUGCCAUAGCUGUAACCGAAUUGAUACUCCGGAAUGGCGACGCGGACCCGACGGAGCUAGGACUCUCUGCAACGCAUGUGGACUACAUUACGCCAAGCUUGAGAGAAAACGACAACUCGAGGCAAGAUCUAUCCGUCCCAAACCUGAAGAAGCCCACCGACAAUGAGCCACGUCACAUAUUGGGGAGAUCGACGAGAGAUAAUUCGAAAUCGACAUGA
Messenger RNA from Fusarium pseudograminearum CS3096, 1548 nucleotides. RefSeq lists its product as uncharacterized. The transcript is spliced from 3 exons. Bases 1 to 1548 code for a protein of 515 amino acids. The record is from RefSeq and is a predicted model, not a curated record. Lineage: Eukaryota; Fungi; Ascomycota; Sordariomycetes; Hypocreales; Nectriaceae.